ACUUCUGGCUUCCUUCCACCCUCAGCAGAUGGAGUGGGGUCUGAAGUCCACAUAUUCCAUCAUUCAUGCACCCUGAAGAAAGACGAAGGGCCAUGCAAGGCAAUAAAGGACAGGUUCUACUUUAACUUUGACACAGGUCGCUGUGAGCUCUUUGAAUACGGAGGCUGUCAAGGCAAUGCAAACAAUUUCAAGACCCUACAGGAGUGUGAGGAAAUGUGUCUUGUGAAAGCUGCCACAAACCACAUGGAACAAAAUGCUCCAUUAAAGCCAGAAGAAGAACCCAAGCCCAAGACAGAACCUCUCGCUAAACAUGUUGAAGCUCCAUUGAAUGCAUCACAUUUGCCAACGCGGAGAGUGUACAAACCAUCUGCACAGGAAGCAGAAUUCUGCUCGAGUCCAAUUGAUAGAGGUGAUUGUGAUGGCUUUGAGAGGAGAUACGUGUACAACCCCAAGAUUAAGAGAUGCCAAAUGUUUCCCUACACUGGCUGUGGAGGCAACAAAAACAACUUUGUCUCUAGGAUACACUGCAUAAGAAUGUGCAUGAGAGGUCACUGGAGGAGGCGCAUGCGGAUGAAGUUGAGGAAAUCAAAUGUCUUAUCCCGAUCUGUCUAGAACAUAUAUUUUUCACAAUACCAAAUCCUAAAUCACUAUUCGGAGAGAAAAUAAGAAACCGCAGCAUGUGCUUGUAACGCUGAGUCAGAGACGUUAUGAUCCAUAAGCAGCUUUAUUUCAAUAAUCCACAGAGUAAACAGAAACAGGUCAAUCAGGGGCGUUAGAUACCACGUAGACAAAUCACAAUCAUAAACCUUGACAGAGCGUAGAAUCAGGGCUGGCGGCUGGCAGGCAGAGGCGAGAGAACAAGGCAGAGGUCGAUAAGGUAGGCGGCAGGGAAUCAGAGUCCAAUAAACAGUCCAGGUCAUACACGGAAGAUCCAACAGUGGGGAAACGCUCGGUAAUGUCUGCAUGGGCAAAACAAGACUUCGCGUUUGAGAGAACAGGGAGAGUUCCUUAAAUAGGGGAUGAAGAUGAGCGACACCUGUGCAGGUAAUCAGCCCCAGGUACGGGGUGUAUGGGAAAUGUAGUUUGAAGGAGGUUAAUACUCAGGUGACGGUUCCCUCUGGUGGUGAUCGGAGAGAGCCACAGAGGCUGUGUUUGUGACAGAGCCCUCCCCCUGCGAGCGGCUCCUGACGCGAUGAGGUGAUCGUCGCCGGGGUCUUCCUCGGGGUCUAGGAGCGGGUCUGUCUGGGUGAUCUCGAUGGAAGUCCGUGAUAAGAGUGGGAUCCAGUAUGUCAUCAGCAUUGACCCAGGACCUUUCCUCCGGACCGUACCCCUCCCAAUCGACCAGAUACUGUAGGACUCGGCCCCGGCGACGUGAAUUCAGGAUUUCGUGUACCUGAUAGGCCUCCUGGCCAUCGAUGAUGAGGGGAGGCGCUCUCUGGUCACCAGCCUCCUCUAGGUUCUCCGAUCCUCUCGGUCCACCAGCGGGCUUGAGCAAGGAGACAUGAAAGGUGGGUGAGAUACGGUAAUGAGAUGGGAGAGAUAGUCUAAAUGAUACUGGGGUGAUUUGACGGAGGAUUUUGAAAGGGCCCACGUACCUGGGACUAAGUUUCUUGGAUGGUAGUCUUAGGCGAAGA
Molecule: messenger RNA, 1634 nt
Organism: Carassius gibelio (silver crucian carp)
Lineage: Eukaryota; Metazoa; Chordata; Actinopteri; Cypriniformes; Cyprinidae
Product: tissue factor pathway inhibitor 2
Exons: 5
Coding region: 214-612 (132 amino acids)
Molecular function (GO): serine-type endopeptidase inhibitor activity
Source: RefSeq, a predicted model, not a curated record